This is a messenger RNA of Bursaphelenchus xylophilus (pine wood nematode), 318 nucleotides long. Lineage: Eukaryota; Metazoa; Nematoda; Chromadorea; Rhabditida; Aphelenchoididae. The record is from the annotation of a GenBank genome assembly.
AUGUCACCUUGGCAAAUCUCGGCCGCGCUCUGCCGUGGACCCGGCCAGCUGAGGCCACCACUUCAUACGACGCCCAGUGAUGACGUAGCUGUGUCUGACAACCUCCAGCAUAGCUUUACUGCUACAAUUGAGGCCUAUUUCUUAGCUUAUAUGAGCCCAAGGGAUAUUGGAGUUGGAAACUCGGCGGAUAUAUCAGCCCUUGCUCUGCUGCAGUGGCGCAACUCUUUUCCCAGAACGUUUAGAUGUGUUAUAGGCUUCUGGGUUACUCAGUUAGUUGCUGGCAAAUUCUGUCCGAAUGGCCUACCUGAGCUAAAAUAG